GGCGCUGCCAGUAGCGUGCGGACGUAGUUUAGGACACUCUCUCUGACUCUGACUCUGACUCUGACUCUGACUUCGACUCCAACUCUGACUCGGGCUCGGGCUCGGCUUUUGGCUUGAGAGUCAAGUGGCUAGUGGCACCUGCACAAACUCUUGGCGGACAUUUUAAAUACUCAGUUGUUGACGUGGUGCGUGUGGCGCGGCGCAGGUAACUGAAUGCUGCAUGUUAACGGUAAUUUGCAGCCAUUAGUUGCCACUCACACACACACACACACACACACACCAAGUGCCACGGUGAUUAAAUGCUGCUGUUGAGAAGGCAAACGAAUUAUACGUGCAAACAUCGUGAAAGUGUCGGUCGCAUUACGCAUACGCAGCGUAUGCUGGCUCCAAAUUAAACCUGAAAUUUAAACGCGUAACGAGCUGCUUAUUGUUUCUUUAUUCGCUAGCCGUAUUGUUGUUGUUGUUGUUGUUGCUGUAGUUGUUGUCGCCAGUGUCCCCGCUAGCCUUGGCAAUCGUCGGGCAGUCGCUUGCCAAGAAAUUGGAUACGUUGCCGUAAAAGUUCACUUGAUUUAUAUUCAAUGCACAACACAAUGUGUCUUCCGAGCUAAGUCCCGCUGAGCUUACGCUAGUCCACGAGUAUUAGCCGAUGUAUUAACGUGGCCACUGGACUGCCAAUCUGAUGGCCGUUGUUUGCGAAAUGUGCUACUGAAACGGUGCUUAAAGCGAUCAAAAAAUAACAAAUAUCAAAGAGAAAUCGAAAAAAAAAAGAAAACGAAAAACGUCAAAAUAUAAUUUACAAGUGCAGCAUGAGUCAACCGCAUCAACAACAUGAGCAGCUGCAACGACGUCGCCGCCAUUGCCGUCAGCCGGUCGAGCCUUGCGACUGUUUACGUCCUGUGAUAAGAGUUUUUGGUCUGCUGACUUCAUUCGUUAUCUGCGGAGUGGGCGUCGAUGUCUACAUGCAUGGCUAUCAGGCGGGCCUCUAUAUACUUUUUUCAGCUCUGCUGGUGCUGUUCAUUGAGAUAAAAUGGCUGAUAAACAUAUUCCUGCAGCUACAAUGUGGCGAUGAUAAUUACCAGAGGCACGCCUGCUGCCUGGACUGCUGGCGUCUGUCAGCGUGGCUAGGCAGCUGGCGGCCGGCGCCCAUUUAUGUCGCCAUGGGCGUGGCGCUGAUACUCUUUCCCCACAAUCUCUGGCUGAGCUACGUGGCUGGCAUGUUUCUCCUCCUCCUGGCGUUGCUGCGUCUCUGCACGCUGCUAAGAUUCGGCGGAGGCGUUGGUCAGCUCAAGGACGUGGGUCUGUUGCCACAGUGCGAUUUCGAGAAAGUCUCCAGCUUUGUGGACAGCGUGGAGGAGGAUUUCGCUGAGGUCAGCGUCUCGCAGCAGGAGGACGACGAGCCGGCCGUGGAAGAUGAACUGUGCUAAUGGCAGCAGAUCUACUGAAAUCUGAAAUAAUGCUGUCGCCUGCAUUUACGCUUGAUUUCAAGUGCAAUUUGUUUAUACAUAAGGCAGAAUUUAGCUAGAACUCAUGUGUAUAUGGAAUAUGCAGUGUAUAUAAUUUGCCAUGUUCAGAACGUUUGUCAUAUAUACUGAAAAUAUUAAAAUAUUUUUAAUUUCAAUAUAAA
Molecule: messenger RNA, 1624 nt
Organism: Drosophila mojavensis
Lineage: Eukaryota; Metazoa; Arthropoda; Insecta; Diptera; Drosophilidae
Exons: 5
Coding region: 807-1424 (205 amino acids)
Source: RefSeq, a predicted model, not a curated record